UGCUUGCUUGAGCGUGGGUUGGGGUGUAACUACGAUUGGUAUUUUGUAGUUUGAAUGAAGUUUAAUUUGUGUCUCAAGUUCUGUAUUUCAGUUGUAGUGUGAUCUAAUAUUACAAUUUCGUGUUUUAAUAGAAAUAAAUGUAUCCGAGUUGUCCUUAUUUAAGACAACUGAUAUUUGUAGCCGUUUUCUACACCUAGCUUGUGUAUCCAUUACGUCCAUUAGUUCAGAUCACUCGUGUGCCUGUGGAGAACGCGAAUAUUUUUAGUAUGAAUCUUAUAGAUAAUGUGCGUUUCGUUUGCGAUAUUUGUGAGUGUAUAUGCGUCAAUCAGGACAAAGACAUAAUGAAGUGAACUAUUUUAAACGUUCUACAGGUAGCACAGAGACGGACGCAGUUGAUUUCGUUCGUCACUCUUCAGAAGCGACACGAGAAGAACUGAUGAUCAUCUUCAGCACAGACGCGAGAUAUUAGCAGCGUCGUAAGGAAAUUUUCACUGCAAUUAUGAUGAUGUGUGCCAUUGCUGAAUAACGGUCCAGAGGAAGCUAGACACAUCUCUAUAAUGCACAAGUCAACGUGAAGCAGCUGUGGAAUAAUACAGACUCGGAGAAAAACCCGUUCUGGUGUCAUUUUGUCCAUUGCAAAUCUCACAUGGACUAACUUGACCUCGAAUCUGGGUCUCCGUGAUGUGAAGCCGUCGACUAACCGCCAUAUCCAUGACACACGGCCUUGCCUAAGUUGCAGUCCACCAAAGAGCAUCAGAAGCUGAACAUUGCAUUUGGUCCAGAGAGAGUAUCGUCGAGGCGAGCAUGUAUCCGUCUUUGUUAGAGAGAGUCCACAACUCCAAAAGAAUGUUGGUGGUCGUCGUGUACCUUUCAAUGUUUCUGGACAACAUUCUUCUUACAGUUGUUGUCCCCAUAAUUCCCUAUUACCUUUACGCUUCAGAUCAAGAAAAACACGUUCCAACAAUGCCACCGUACUCAGAAAAGAGUUACACAGUGUUGCCAAACAAGGAACCAGCACUUACAAACGUCUCCCCUCUUCUGCAUUGUCAGGGAAAUUCUGUUCCAUCAGACGUGCCAACCGAAAUACAUUCUGCUCCAGAAAAGAACCUUCACAAAGAAAAAAUAUUAACAAUGAGAAACGAAAGGUUUGUCUGGAAUCACAGCAUGGCACCUAAAGAUCAUGAUCGGCCAUUUGGUGUCCAAUAUUCACGCACGAGAAAACAAAGAACAUCUAGACCAUAUAAGAGGGAGGUAAAACACGAAGAUAAAUACAGAAAUAUUGUUCAAUAUGCUAACAGUGAUAAAUAUGUGCUGUCAAAUCCCAAGUUUGAGAAAUCUGACCCUAUUGAGCAGUUUCAAAAACAUAAAAGUUCACAUGGUAAUUCAUUGAUUGGAGAUCAUAAUAUAUCGCCUACAAAUGACAAGAAAUUAUUUGGACAUGAGAAAGGACGAAAGGAAGAAUCAAAAAUACAAUUUAAAGGAAAGCUAGAAUUUUCACAAAAUCGUAUAGCAAGAAAAAUCACGCAGAAUGAUUCCAAAAAUAUAAAGAAUUUAAUGUUACCUGAUGAUGUAUAUUCCCGAAAAAUCCCAAUUGAGCACAACAGGACUGGUGAUAAAUCUGACGAUACAGGACAGCAGUCUGUCUCAAACGAUCGGAACACAGAUGCGCUUACAACAUCUGAGCCAAGCAGCAGCAGCUGCAACUUCAGCACUGACGUUAGACUGCAAGAUGUUGGUAGCUCUGGGGCAGGCUUCAUCUUCACCCCCCGCGGUGUCAUCGAGGAGAAUGGGCGUGUUGGUCUGCUCCUGUCAUCCAAGGCUUUGGUUCAGCUGGUGAUGAACCCAGUGGUCGGAGCCGUCACUGCCCACGUGGGCUACCAUCUGCCUCUCUUCAUCGGUUCCAUCAACCUUCUAGUGGCUGCACUGUUGUUUGCAUUUGGAGAGCGUUUCAUGGUACUUCUGCUGGCUCGCAGCCUGCAGGGCAUAGCAUCAGCAUGCAUAAGUGUAUCAGGAAUGUGCCUGGUAGCAGAGCAGUUUCCAGACGAUGUGGUUCGAAGUAGGGUUAUGGGUGUCGUUCUUGGGAGCAUGGCUCUCGGGGUUCUUCUGGGAUAUCCAUUUGGUAGCCUCUUAUACGAUUUUGUUGGGAAAAUGGCACCAUUCCUCAUUAUUUCAGUCGCUGUUUCCUUAAAUGGAGUUCUGCAGCUGUUCCUUCUUGAUCUCAAACCAGUUCCUGAUCGCCUAAUCGUAAGUACCAGCUGGCACCGACUUCUGUCAGACUGUCACGUUGUCCUGAUCGCUGGUGCUAUCUGGGUCUCCACCUCGACUAUGGCAAUCCUGGAACCGUGUAUGCCUAUUUGGCUCAUGGAAAACAUUAAACCACAGAAGUGGCAGCUGGGGAUGGUGUUUAUUCCUGACAGCGUGGGUUAUCUUCUGGGUACUAACUUCUUUGGCCCUGUAGCAUGUAACCUGGGUCGCUGGCGUGUCGCUGUUUCUGCACUGAUGCUUGUUGGGAUCUCUACCGUACUUGUGCCCAGUGCUGCCAGCGUCACUCAGUUAGCUGUUCCUCACUUCGGUCUAGGACUUGGAAUCGGCGUGGUAGACGCUGCGCUGGUACCACUGUUAGCCAGUCUUAUGGACUCCCGAUACGCUGCACACUACGGCUCUGUCUACGCGCUUCAGCAGAUGGCCGUCAGUCUAGCUUAUUCUUUAGGCCCUCUUGUUGGAGGCGAGAUGGUGCGUGCUAUUGGAUUUCCUUGGCUUAUGCGAUGUGUUGGACUCCUAAAUCUGUUGUACUGUCCGCUG
Zootermopsis nevadensis is the source of this 2802-nucleotide messenger RNA. NCBI's taxonomy places the organism in Eukaryota, Metazoa, Arthropoda, Insecta, Blattodea, Termopsidae. The record is from RefSeq and is a predicted model, not a curated record.